Messenger RNA from Lutra lutra (Eurasian river otter), 1158 nucleotides. It is a transcript of the gene MZB1, whose product is annotated as marginal zone B and B1 cell specific protein. The record is from RefSeq and is a predicted model, not a curated record. Bases 358 to 927 code for a protein of 189 amino acids. Gene Ontology annotation, biological process: regulation of B cell proliferation. The transcript is spliced from 4 exons. Lineage: Eukaryota; Metazoa; Chordata; Mammalia; Carnivora; Mustelidae. Gene Ontology annotation, cellular component: endoplasmic reticulum chaperone complex; extracellular region.
CAUAAAAUUGACACUAACACACCACCUCUCCCCUCGGUACUCAGUACAGUGCCCACCGAGUGGCCAGAUCCCAGGACAUGGGAGGGGUCACCCCCCUCAUGUGUCCUGGCCCAGGCCCAGCCGCCCUCCUUAUGUCACCGGAAAAUGGGGCUGAGUUGGUGGCAGCGGGGAUCCCAGUAGAGGAGGUGUACACGUGGCAUCUCUAGGGCCCUGGGGGAAGGAAGAGGUGGGAAGGGUGAGGUGUUGGUUCCUCAUUGGUCUGGGUUAGGCUUUCCGGGGUGGCCCCCACUGCACACAGGCACACACACACCUGCGCCCCAACCGUAGCCCAGGCUUACUGAGCCAGCUCCGCUGACCAUGAUGCUGUCUCUGCCGCUGAUACUGCUGCUGGGAGCCUGGGUCAUCCCAGGGGGUUUUGGGGACAGGGACCCACUCACAGCCACGGCCCCACAGCUAGACGAUGAGGAGAAGUACUCAGCUCACAUGCCUGCUCACCUGCGCUGUGAUGCCUGCAGGGCAGUGGUCUACCAGAUGUGGCAAUAUUUGGCAAAGGCAGAGGCCAAGCUUCAUACCCCAGACUCAGGGGGGCAGCGGCGGGAGCUGAGCGAGUCUGUAUACACAGAUGUCCUGGACCAGAGCUGCACCCAGACCUGGCAGGGCUAUGGGAUCCGAGAAGUGAACCAGGUGAAACGUCUCACAGGCCCAGGACUCAGCAAGGGGCCAGAGCCAACCAUCAGUGUGAUGAUCACAGGGGGCCCCUGGCCCACCAGGCUCUCCACGACAUGUUUGCACUACCUGGGGGAGUUUGGAGAAGACCAGAUCUAUGAAGCCCACCAACAAGGCCGAGGGGCUCUGGAGACAUUGCUGUGUGGAGGACCCGAAGGGGCCUGCUCGGAAGAGGCGACUAUUACAAGGACAGAGCUCUAGUCUGACUCCUUACCCUUCCUGGUCAGCCCCUGAAGACAGCUGGGGCAUCCUCUAGAUCUGCUCCACUCUUUUCAGCAGGCUGCCCUGGAGGGCAGGAAGGCCAUGCUUUUCUGUGCUGCCAUGGCCCCUCCCUCCUCCUGCUUCAGGACAUGGGGGCCAUGUGUGUGUGUCGGGGGUGGGGUGGGGGGAAGGCCUUACCCUCUGGACUCGAAUAAAACCCAGUGACCUUGA